UCUCUUGUCGCGUAUUGAUCCAGCAGUCAGUUGUUUUGUAGCUUUUGAGUCAGGAUGGUGUCCGUGGUGUGUAACUGUUUGUCGGUUGUUUCUGGCUAAAGGUAUCUGGCAUUUUGCGGCUUUAAUGUCCCGUGCAGCUAAUUUAAAAACCAUCGGCAAAGCGGGAACCGGCUGGCACUUUCGCCGGACGAUGGACGAGCUGGUCCAUGACCUGGUGUCAGCACUGGAGGAGAGCUCGGAGCAAGCUGCUCGUGGUGGAUUUGGAGAUGGAGGAGACCAUGCACUGGCAGUGGGCUGUCUGCUGAAGAGGCAGGCUCGGAAGAGGAGGGGUAGGAAGAGGCGAUCAGACAAUCCACAUCCACCUUGGGAGACGGGCCACCUCAGUGAAGGUUCAGAAUCCAGUGUGGAAGAACAUAAGGACUACCGUGCAAGUACAGGAGGUGUUUCUGCUGCCAACAGUCAUGGCCGUGACAACAGUGACUCAGAUGAACAGCUUGGCCCCAAAAGGCGUACCCCCCUCACUUCUGAUGUGGGCCGAAACAAGAGACCGCUUUGGCCGGAUGACAUGGGUGUCCAUGGUUCUGCAGAGGGAACUCGCAGCCUCAGAAGGCGACGUAAGGUCAAACGAAUGGCUGUAGAUCCACCUGUGGAACCAGAACCCUCCUCCUCCAAUAUGCUCGGGCCGCCACCUGUCCCCAAAGCCCGUGUUGGUGUAAGGCCUCAUAGACUUGGUUUGAAUGAGGACAGGGUUGCCAUGGAGCUGUGUGGAGGAGGCAUGGGAGGGAAGAACAGGGUGAAGAAGAGGAAACUUGCCACCAUCAGGCUGGGAGUGGAGGCUGCGGAUGAAGGGGUGGUGGUGGAAAGUGAGGACCCCAUCUCCUCCCCGGUGGAAGGGUCCAAAGACAAAAUGGAGCUGGAGGAGCAGAAGGGCUCAGAUGAGGAGAUGAGUGACAGGUGUGAAACUAGCAGUGUCAGUAACAGCAGUGACGGUGGCCUCUACACUAAUGAUGAGGGGAGACAAGGUGACGACGAGCAGAGCGACUGGUUCUAUGAAGGUGACCCAGGCUCAGCGACAGCAGCCGGAGGCGCCUGUGGGAUUGCAGGAGUGAUUCCGUGGUGGGAGAGGGAGACGGGGUCAGAGGAGCUGGACCUCGCUGACCCAGUAUUCAAUAGUAUUCUCACGGGAUCCUUCCCGCUCAUGAGCCCUGGACAACAGAGAGGUUUCCACGCCAGACUGAGCCGUCUCCAUGGAAACCAGCAGGCGUCUGAUGUCGGAAUGCAGGGCAGCUCUGGCCAGGGUUUCAAUGACCGUCUGGGUAGACAAACCCACGACUCCCAUGACAGGCCGUGGUUUAGCUCAGGCCCAAGGAGAGAUCAUGGACAGCUGCACUGGGACCCACGGGCUGACAGAGGGCACCGGAGAAGCUGUUCAGUAAAAACAGCCAGCAGACAGACCAGCGGGCACCUGGGCUCUCUAUGUACGGGAGAUGUCAAGCGGAGGCGAAAAGCAGCCCCCCUCGGUUCCACUGCCCCCCCAGGUGUGGUUGGGGAGACCGCUCCUCCCAUCCCGGACACGAACAUGGGGAGCCGCAUGUUGCAGAGCAUGGGCUGGAGCCCGGGGAUGGGCUUGGGUCCAGAGGGAAGGGGCAUCACGGAGCCCAUCCGAGCCACACAAAGACCCAAAGGCACAGGUUUAGGCUUCAACUGAACGCCCAGCUUCUGGAUCUUGAACCUAAAGCAGACUUCAUCGACAAGGAGUAACAGAGAUAUAAUGCUGCUUAGAUGAUGACGAUGAAGAAUCAGAACUAGAAAUCUGCGAAUGGGGCUUGUCCUAGCAACAUAGUCUGACCUGAAACAGAAACCUUCCCAUAUUGGGGAAAAUGCAAGAAGCUCUUGAUAUCCACACACACAUACACACACACACACACACACACACACACACACACACACACACACACACACACACACACACACACACACACACACGGGAGUGAGUGACUGCAGCUGAGGUGGAGAAAAUACUUCUUGCAAACACGUCCUGUUGAGAAACUCCAUGUUGGAGGAAAUGAAUGACAUUGAUGGCUCAUUGUUAGUGUGUUAAGCUGGCAUGCUGCCUCAGACCUGUUACCUCACACACCAACGUCACAGCAUUUCAGAUUUCAGACUUGAGAGUUUUGUUGUUGAUCCUGUAGUGAGAGCAGCCGCGAUGACAGAUCGGUUUGUUUUUCCGGCGGCGGUAUUUGUUAUCGAUUUCAUGAUAAAUGGUUGUGUCCAAUAUUGAUGCAAGAAUUUUUUCGAAACUGAAAGGCUGUUUUGUUUCAGACGUACCUCAAGAUGUAUUUUAGGUUCCUUUUUAUUGUCAUGAAAUUAGGGCACACUGUAUGGAUGUGUGUUGGGGAUAUAGUUUUCCCAUCCAUUUUUAUUGUUUGUUUAAUGAUUGAUGUAAUGUCAUCAGAAACACUUUAUCUACCCCAAAACAAAAAGAUAAAAAUCAAAACCACAACCCGCCCAUCAUGUCCCACCACUAUGUAAGCAUGUGCAGCUGCGGCUGCUGCAGGUCUCUGCUCAUGUUUACGGAGAAAACACACGUGGAUAUGCGAGGGAAUGUUUUGCCAACAGUUUUCUCGAUUGUUGUCUGGUAUUUUAUCCCCAACCAAUGUUUGUACUGCAGACUGCAGUAUUAGUGAGUGUACACACACUAAUGUAACAAAUAGCUAUGACUGUCAGAUUAUGUAGUUCAGACUUCGGAGGGUUUCCUCCCCUCCAGGUUUGCAAAUGGGGGGCAAAUGUAUAAUUGCUGUCAUAAGAUGCAUCAAAAAGCCCGACAUACACACAAUUAUUAGUUUACUGGUGUUUUCACUUGAUUUGCUUGAUUAUUAGACCUUUUGUCAGGACUGUGGGCACAAACAGACUGUGAAUGGCAUCUAAUCUGAUGCAAAUGAACACAAAUGAUGUGCAGAACGUAAUUACAAUUAAAGCAACUGAAGUACUACUA
Solea senegalensis (Senegalese sole) is the source of this 2995-nucleotide messenger RNA. RefSeq names its product G patch domain containing 2 (gene gpatch2). Lineage: Eukaryota; Metazoa; Chordata; Actinopteri; Pleuronectiformes; Soleidae. The transcript has 10 exons. Gene Ontology annotation, molecular function: nucleic acid binding. The coding region runs from base 125 to 1708 and encodes 527 amino acids. The record is from RefSeq and is a predicted model, not a curated record.